Pelobates cultripes (western spadefoot toad) is the source of this 324-nucleotide messenger RNA. The record is from the annotation of a GenBank genome assembly. NCBI's taxonomy places the organism in Eukaryota, Metazoa, Chordata, Amphibia, Anura, Pelobatidae.
AUGGGGACCCAACAUUUUUUUUUUUUGCACCAGGGCCCUAUCUACAUUAGUUCCACCACUGCAAUAAUCUGUCUAUUCUGUCAGCAACAUGCCAGACCUGCAAACUAUCCAGCUGAGAUAAUCAGAGGAGCAGAUCACCCAGUCUUCUCGCCUAAUAAUAGAGUCCUCUACCAUCACAGCCAGUAUAGCCCUUCUUACAUUCCCAAUCCUCCUGGCUGUACUAAAGGAGCUGUUCCCCAGCUGAUAGAAGGAACAGCUUCCUCCAGUGCAGCUAUUCUUGAGCUGAUGCUCGCAACAUCUUUACUCGAACAAGCAAUCUGUUAG